UAAGUUGUUCGUACUGUAUGUUUUAAACAAGAAAAUCAUUUACCUGAAUGAAAUAAAAUGCAUUAUUCAAAGUAAAAUUACGUCAUACAUUUAUUGAAUAUAAAUUUAAAAUAUUCAACAAAAAAUCGCGCUAUAAAUAGUUGUCAUUGAAAUUAUUUUCAUUGUUGUAAAAAAAAUGUGUUAAAAAAGAUUUCAAAAUGUCUCGUAAAAGUUCAUUAAUAGAAUUAAAGCCGGGUAACGGUAAAAUAGAAAUUCGAAGCGAUAAUAUAUCGAACGAUAAUGGAAAAGUUGUGUUAAAACGUAAAAUUACAUUAUUAAAUGGUGUAGCGUUAAUUGUUGGUACAAUUAUUGGUAGUGGUAUAUUUAUAUCACCCACAGGUGUAUAUUUGGAAACGAAAUCAAUCGGUGUAUCAUUGAUUGUUUGGGCGUUAAGUGGUGUUUUCUCAAUGUUUGGUGCAUUAUGUUAUGCUGAAUUAGGUACUUCUAUACAACGUUCUGGUGGUGAUUAUGCAUAUAUUUAUGUUGCAUUUGGUCCGUUACCUGCUUUCUUACGUUUAUGGAUUGCUAUUUUGAUUAUUCGACCAACAACACAAGCAAUUGUUGCAUUAACAUUUGCACAAUAUGCCGCUAAACCAUUUUUCCCUGAUUGUGAUACACCAGAUAUUGCUGUGCGACUUUUAGCUGCUGUUUGUUUAUGUCUAUUAAGUGCUAUCAAUUGUAUGAGUGUUCGAUGGGCGAUGCGUAUACAAAGUGUAUUUACAGCAGCUAAAUUAACAGCAUUGGCAUUAAUUAUAUUAGCUGGAGCCAUACAUUUAUUACAAGGAAAUGUUUCAAAUUUUGAAAAUUCAUUUAAAGGAAAUUAUAGUGCUUCAAGUAUUGCAAUUGCAUCGUAUUCAGGAUUAUUUGCUUUUGGUGGCUGGAAUUACUUAAAUUUUGUUACAGAAGAACUUAAAGAUCCAUACAGAAAUUUACCCCGAGCCAUAUGGAUUGCAAUGCCAAUGGUUACAUUAGUCUAUGUUUUUGCAAAUGUAGCUUAUUUUGCCGUAGUAACAGAAGCAGAAAUGUUAAGUAAUCCGGCAGUAGCAGUCACAUUUGGAAAUCGAAUGUUUGGCAUAUUUUACUGGGCUGUACCAGUUUUCGUUGCUCUGUCCACAUUUGGUGGUGUGAAUGGUAUUUUAUUUACGUCAGCUCGAUUAUUUUUAACAGGAUCGCAAGAAGGACAUUUACCAGAAGUAUUUUCAUACAUACACAUCACAAGAAUGACGCCUGUUCCUUCAUUAAUUUUUACUUGUAUAACGGCUUGUGCUAUGUUAUUAACAAGCAACAUAUUCCAAUUGAUUAAUUAUUUUAGUCAAAUUUUAUGGUUGUCAGUAGCUGCAAGUGUUGCAGGGAUGUUAUGGUUACGAUAUAAGCAACCAGAUAUGCCACGACCAAUUAAAGUGAAUCUUAUAUUGCCGAUAAUGUUUUUAAUUGCAUGUUUAUUCUUGGUUUGUCUACCAGUGUUCUUACAACCAAUGUAUACCUUGAUAGGUAUUCUAAUUACAUUAUCAGGAAUUCCAUUUUAUUAUUUAUGUGUAAAAUGGGAAAAUAAACCAAAAAGUUACGAUAAUGUUUCUGGAUGCAUAACAAGAUUUAUUCAAGCAGUACUGAAUGUGACAUCUGCAGAUGAAAGUGUGAAACUUGGAGAAUUGUAAAGAAAUUUAUGAAGACUUUUACUCAUAUAAUUUUAAAGAGUAUUAUCAUCCAAUACACAAACCUUCAUAAAUCAUUACAAUGAUAAACUUGAUAUUAUGUAUAGAUAAAAAUAUUUUAUCACAAAUUUAAGGCUGAAAUUAUUUUGAAAAUAAACGAUUCAAUAAAAAAAAUUUCGUUUCUUAUGUUUACUAAUUUGAGCGAAUAUUUAGAAAGAGCUUUAGAUUUUUUAUGUUUGGUUAAUACCUAUGUUACUUCAGUUUUUUUAUUGACAUCCCAAAUUAUUGAAUUUUUUACUCGAACAUAAAAGUAUUAUACUGUCCAAAUAGAAUUUUGAUACAAAAAAACUUGGAAAAAUAUAGUUGUAUUUAAUGUAACUGAUGUAGGUUUGUGUAUUUGGAACAUUGUGUCGUCCAUAAAAUAAUAGACGAUGAGCCUUGAAUGAAGCGAAAUUUCCUUGGUCAUUUUUCUAUCUUUUUGAGGAUUAAUAAUGGAAAAUUUGAUAAUAAAGAAUUUGAAGAGUUAACCGUGGCUCGAGUGUCGAAUUAAUGAAAAUCGAGUUUUUCAGCAACUCUUUUUGUCUGCUAUAUAUGAUCAAAUAAAUUAUUGGCAACAGGAUAUGUUGAUAAAAAUGUUGAGAAAUGGUUUCGUUUUUUUGACAGUUGCAAAUUUCCUACCAUUUUUUUAAGUAUCCUGUUUGCAAAAAUUUUCUUUUAACAUAUACUCCUCGAAAAUUUCUUUAUUACCAAACUUACCUUUAUCAAUCCUAAAAAAGGCAGACAAAAUGAAUCAAGGGAAUUUUGCUUUUUAUAGCCUCACGAUCUAUAAUCUUGAUUUUAUAAACACAACUUUUUUUCCUUUUAAGGAUUUAUGUUUUUCAAUAUUAAUUAACUUUCCCCAACAGUGAAAGUAUAAUUUUAUGGCAUUGUACUGGGACCAUUUUUAAGGAUACAUCCCAGUAUUAUAAAAAUAUCCAUUCUUGCUUAUAAUUUUGAUUGUUUGUUUGAUCUCAAGUGUUAAAAUUCAAAUAUGUGCGUGAUGCGUAUAAAUUUUUUGCAUUUUCUAAUGACCUACGUUCUUGUACUAAAUAUAGUUACCAAGCAUUCCCUUAAAUGUACAAAGUUUUGAUUUGCGGUCAAGAAAAUUGUAUGAAUUUUUUUAUAAUAAAUAAAGGAUUUGAUAUUAUUUUAAUGUUCUGAAGGUUGUAAAUUCUAUGUAGAUUUUUAUUACCAAUUUUUUUUUCUGUUUUUGAAAAUAAACUUUAAAAUCUUAAAAUGUAAUUGACUGAAUAGCAAAAAAAAAAUUCUCUGCACGUAAGAUUAUCGUAAAAAUAUAGAUUUCAAUUGUUAAUAGGGUUACCAUCUUUCCCGAAGUGAGAGGAUAUAUUCACGCCGUCGUUUUCAGGAAUUUAUUCGUAGUCUUACGAGUUUGUUUAUUUUUGCAUGAGAAUUUACCUAUUUAUUAAUUUUGAAACAUUGUUUUGUGUAGAGUGUAUCAUAAAUAUGAAUUAAACAAAAUUGAUAAUGAAAGCUAACUGAAAUUGAGGGUGAUCAUUUAUUGUAAUUUGAGUAUUAUAUUAUUAUAUCCGUUUCGGCUAAAGAUGGAACGUCAUUUACUUGAUUGGUUUAAAAAAGUACACGUCCAUUUAUUUGUAAAGUA
Messenger RNA from Chrysoperla carnea, 3351 nucleotides. It is a transcript of the gene JhI-21, whose product is annotated as large neutral amino acids transporter small subunit 1. Gene Ontology annotation, molecular function: L-amino acid transmembrane transporter activity. NCBI's taxonomy places the organism in Eukaryota, Metazoa, Arthropoda, Insecta, Neuroptera, Chrysopidae. Gene Ontology annotation, biological process: amino acid transmembrane transport. The transcript is spliced from 7 exons. The record is from RefSeq and is a predicted model, not a curated record. Bases 198 to 1694 code for a protein of 498 amino acids. Gene Ontology annotation, cellular component: membrane.